ACCAGCUCUCUCUGUGUGGACCUGUGCAAGUCGCUCUCUUGAUUGUGUAAUAUUUUUCCCCCCUUCUUCUUCCUGCAAGCGUCAAAAUCUGCAGCCGAGAGCGCAAGAAGAAGAAGAAGAAGCAGAAGAGGAGGAGGGGAAACAUUCAUCACAUUUAUAUUUCUUCCUAUUACAUGGCGCAAGGGCUAUACAAACGGGACCGUCCUGGGUGUGAUACUGCCACGGUGAGCUGGGAUAUUCAAGCGGCAGAGUCCUCCUCCUCCAGCAGCUGCUGCGGCGCCCACACCGACUCCUCGUCCUCCUUCUGCCGGCUCCAUGUCGAGUGAUGGUCGGCGUGCCUUGCUGGAUGCUCCCCGCUCUUUCCGGAUCGUCGACGACAGAGCCUCCUCUGACCGCAGACCCCCAUUUUCGGCGGAAAGCUUCCCAGAGCUAUAGGGCUACAUAUGGAAACUGGGGAUCAAAAUUUUAGGAAAAAGGCAAAUAUACGCGGUUAAUUUCGUUUCUUUUUUUAAAAUUUUUAUCGGUUUUCUAGCUAGUUUGUGUGUUUUUAAAUGCUAAUUUACGUCUGAGCCUUGAUUUCCUCAUUCCAGCGUGGUUCAUUUGCGAGAAACCAGCGUGAUAUUUCCUUUAAAACCACAUUUAGUCGACAUAAACAACCAGAGAGUUGCUUUAAAUCCUCUCGACAGACUCCAAGUCGUCCAUUUUUUACUCUUUUUUUAUUUCCACUAAAUUUCCCUGCUGUCCUUCGUUUGUUAUCUCCUAGCUAUUUACCGUUUUCGGCUAACAAAACACACUAGAGUAAUAUAUUAAUACUAGACUUUAGGAAAGCUUUUUGCAUAGUUAUAAAGUAACUGCAAUGCUAUAACCUCUGACUUAAGUAACUCACUGUAACAGACAUAUUGAACUGUUGUACUGUAAGCCUACCAUUACUCUAUACUGUCUCCAUUUGAGCUCAUGUUAAUUCAGCUCUGUGCAAUUCUGUAACCUUUAAGUCAACUAACAGGUUGUCUGCUCUCUCUCUGCAGCACUGCUGUAGACGAUAAACCUCAGUUUGGUUCCCAUUUUAAGGCUAAAGGCUGUAGGACACAACUAAUCCGUCCUAGCUAAGUGUUAUUAUCCACAUUUUUGGCUUCAUUUGCUGCUACAUCUGCAGCUGAAGGCCUGCUAAGGUUCUGCCACCCUCUGUACUUCCAGUUUCUCAUCUUUUUGGGUGCAGAAAAACAAGAACAAACAGAGAGGAGAGACUUAACAGCCUCUUCCUCUCUUCAAAAACCUCCAAACACCUUACUUUUUUCUCCUGAUUUGGUCCUCACCCAAACGCAACCAUAAGGUUCCUACCGCACCCUCCGCCUCCUUCUUCCCUCUCCUUCCGCACGAGUAUAUCCCGGUUUUUCGGUUUGGUUUGGUCCCGGAAAUUUUCAAAUAUUUACUUCCUGUACAUCAAGAGGAAAGGGGGUCCCCCUUUCAUGGAAUGCGGAAACAUGGGUCUGUUCGACCGCGGAGUCCAGAUGCUGCUGACCACGGUGGGCGCCUUCGCGGCCUUCAGCCUCAUGACCAUCGCGGUCGGCACGGACUACUGGCUGUACUCCCGGGGCGUCUGCAGGACCAAGUCCAUGAGCGACAACGAGACCAGCAAGAAGAACGAGGAGGUGAUGACCCACUCGGGCCUGUGGAGGACGUGCUGUUUGGAAGGAAACUUCAAAGGAAUGUGCAAACAGAUAGACCACUUUCCUGAGGAAACAGAUUACGAAGCAGACCCAUCUGAGUACUUCUUACGUGCGGUGCGAGCCUCCAGCAUCUUCCCCAUCCUCAGUGUCAUCCUGCUGUUCAUGGGAGGCCUCUGUAUAGCUGCCAGUGAGUUCUACAAGUCACGUCACAACAUCAUCCUCAGUGCGGGAAUCUUCUUUGUGUCUGCAGGCCUGAGCAACAUCAUCGGCAUCAUCGUGUACAUAUCAGCCAACGCGGGGGACCCUUCAAAAAGCGACUCGAAGAAGAACAGCUACUCCUACGGCUGGUCCUUCUACUUCGGUGCGCUUUCCUUCAUCAUGGCUGAGAUGGUGGGCGUCUUAGCUGUGCACAUGUUCAUCGACCGCCAUCGACAGCUUCGAAUAGGGGCACGUGCAGCCGACUACCUCCAAGGCUCGGCCAUAACGCGAAUCCCCAGCUAUCGCUACCGCUACAGACGCCGCUCGCGCUCCUCUUCCCGCUCCACGGACCCAUCACACUCCCGUGACACCUCGCCGGUGGGCCUAAAGGGCUUCAGCGCGCUGCCAUCCACAGAGAUCUCCAUGUACACGCUUCCCAGGGACACACUCAAGUCCUCCGGCACGCCCACCGCCACCUACAACUCCGAGAGGGACCACAACUUCCUGCAAGUCCAUAACUGCAUCCAGAAAGACCUGAAAGACUCGAGUCACACCAACACAGCAAACCGCCGCACAACGCCGGUAUGAGGGAGUCAACACAGGCCGGGCAGGCCAGCGGAGAGCAGAGACCAGGAGACACGGGAACCCCUGUGGGUGCCGUACGCCCCGGGAGAAGAUGGAUUUCCAUGUUUAUAGACAUUUGUUCUUUUUGUUCAGCUGCAUGACUUUUCCAUUACCAUUGUUGAGAGAGUUUCAACAAGUCUGCUGUGUUCCCGGAUUGAAUGGCAGCACAGUCAGAGCGGGACAGAUUGUCC
Messenger RNA from Cheilinus undulatus (humphead wrasse), 2680 nucleotides. RefSeq names its product calcium channel, voltage-dependent, gamma subunit 2a (gene cacng2a). The transcript is spliced from 4 exons. Gene Ontology annotation, biological process: neurotransmitter receptor transport, postsynaptic endosome to lysosome; regulation of AMPA receptor activity; positive regulation of synaptic transmission, glutamatergic. Lineage: Eukaryota; Metazoa; Chordata; Actinopteri; Labriformes; Labridae. Gene Ontology annotation, molecular function: voltage-gated calcium channel activity; channel regulator activity. The record is from RefSeq and is a predicted model, not a curated record. Gene Ontology annotation, cellular component: postsynaptic density membrane; voltage-gated calcium channel complex; AMPA glutamate receptor complex. The coding region runs from base 1467 to 2453 and encodes 328 amino acids.